AUGGAAGAUAUGGAAUCGAAUUCCAGCAAUGCUGAUGAGAAUCCAUGGCCACAUUUGACUGAGACUACUACGGAUAAUGGCAGUAACUUUGUAAAGGCAUUUGUGCAAUUCGGCUCGGAGAUCGACAUACUUCCAGAGUUGCCAUCGUGUGAUUUAGAGUCUGAGUCUGACCCUGAUAUUGCCAAUCUUUUAAAUCCAAACUCAGAAGAAAAUGAUGACUUAGAAUUUAUUUCAGUAGAAAACAUACUGAAUGCUCCUGAUCGUCUCCAGUGCAAUGAAAUCAAUGAACAGAUAUUAGAAAACUUUAAUACUUUGCCAGUUCACAUGAGAUGUGCUGCACAUACGUUCAAUUUGGUCGCUAGCAAAGAUGCAGAUGCUGCUCUACACAUAACUGUUUUCAAAACUCCCUACAGAAGUGCCUUAGCCAAGGCACGUACUCUCUGGAAUCAGCAAUCACGUAGCACGGUAGCAGCAGAUAUCAUUCACGCUGAAUUAAGCAGACGACUUGUCCUUCCAAAUUCGACGAGGUGGAACUCUCUUUAUGAUGCUAUUGUCGUUCUCAACGCUAUAUUGGAAACAAAAAGGCCUUCUCUUCACAGAGUUAUGACUCAACUAAAAAUUGUAACUUUCAAUGACCAAGAUGUGACUGUAAUGAAGGAGUACGCAAAGGUUAUGGCCCCUGUCGCGAAUGCCCUGGAUCGUAUCCAAGGAGAAGCUCAAGCUUAUCUCGGAUCACUAUUACCGACGAUUGCAGCAACUGUCUAUAAAUUAAAAAAUAUUAAAUCUAAGGGCCUAGUAAAUUGCACAGCUUUAGCCAAUGCCUUAUUAAAUGGCAUAGAGAAAAGAUUUGGACCACUCCUGAAUGAUGAACAGUGCCAACUUGCCGCGGCAUUUCACCCAAAGUUCCGGUUGAUAUGGCUGGAAACGUAUGACAGCAGUAGAGUGGAUGCAGUAAGAAAGUGCAUGGAAAAAAGGGUAGAAGAUGCCUUACGGCAAGAAGCAGCGGAAAACUCGAAGGACAGAGAUAGUUUAAGUGGCGGAGGGAGCAAUGUGAGUAACAACGAUGAUGACGAGGAGGAAGACUUUUUCAAUUCUGUCACUCAGUCUAUAGAAAAACCAAAGAGCUCCAACUCUUUAAAGAAUAAAGCGCAAAGUCUCGUUAAAAUGUGGCUGGACAUGAAAUCAAAAGACUCGUUCAACGAUGCUGCAUUCCUCGGGGAACAAAUAUUCAUAAAUCUAUUUAUUAAAUACAAUACUGCUAUACCCUCAAGCGCUGCAGUUGAACGUUUAUUUUCCACGGGUAAAGACAUUUUGACACCAAAAAGAGCCUCGCUUUCAGACGAGAACUUCAACAUGUUAAUGUUCAUGAAGGGGAAUAUGCACCUUAUGCCCGACGAUUAA
Messenger RNA from Cydia pomonella (codling moth), 1401 nucleotides. RefSeq lists its product as uncharacterized. The record is from RefSeq and is a predicted model, not a curated record. Gene Ontology annotation, molecular function: protein dimerization activity. NCBI's taxonomy places the organism in Eukaryota, Metazoa, Arthropoda, Insecta, Lepidoptera, Tortricidae. Bases 1 to 1401 code for a protein of 466 amino acids. The transcript is spliced from 3 exons.